CAAGUAGAUUCUCUUUCUGCCACAUACUAUUCACCCUGGACAUUUGUUACCAAUAUCAUCCGCCAAUUCUCUAUGCGCACUCACAUUCACAUUCAGUCAUGAUCAUUCCUUUCAAAGCAUCCGCGGGGAAUUACAAUUACCUUUAUGAACAACAAUCCAACAAACUCCUCGACACAGCCCCAAACCCCAACCCACCACCCUGUACUUGUACAAAAUCUGUUUGGACAUUAACAUCUUCAACACCCCCCAGAGACGAUACAAUGCCCGGCCUCGAGUCGAGCAGAUACGCAAAUGCAUCGGGCUUCGAGUACACACCCCGACCGGGCGAUUGGAAUUGUCCAUCCUGCAAAUUCUCCAACUUUGCCAGUCGAACAUCUUGUUUGCGAUGCUGCGCCGGAAACCCUCCUCCUCUCCCAAGUCAAAAGGGCAAUCUCCCCACCAUAGGACAAGAGAACCGGUAUCCGUGGGCGGGAAACGGAAAUGGUGCGGAGGCUGAAGCUGCGCGGUAUCAAAGAGCACAUACUGUCUCAUAUCCUACCCGGACGGAACCUGUACAAUGCGCGACGCCCCCAGAAUCUGCGGAUGAGGUGGGAAUGACGAGCUAUGUGGGAGAUGAGCUGGGUGAGGAGAUACAUAUGUAUAGUGGACUAUCUACGAGUCGGUGGGCACCGCGGAAUCACAAGUUUAGGGGACAGAAUGGAGGACAGGUUUGGACGAAGGUACGUUUUUCAAGAAACCACUAUACACUAUUCCUUGUAUAUCUAAGUACUAACAUCUUCCAGACAACCCAGCUCCCCUCCCCUUUACAAACCACAAGCCACGAUUAUGCCCCUCCAGCCAACCCCGACCUCGGACUCCCCUACGAAGUCCAGCACUACAUCCUAACCAUGACCCAACGCCUCCUCGAAGAAGGCUGCUAUGCCUUCGCAACCCGCUGGACUCUCGAGGUCCUCCAAACCCACAACCUCGCCUGCUCGGAGGCAGUAGAGCUUUCCGAAUGGCGCAAACUCCUCUACCACCACGCCCCUGCUCGCGCUCUCCACCCGCUCUCACAUACCACGCUCGAAAAGGCACUAGCAAACGCGGUGCGGAUACGGAAUAAAGCUGUGCAUCGCCAUCUGUGUGAUAAUGGGGAGUUGAGGCGCAUGGCUGCGCAGGCGGGGGAAUUGAUGGGUAUCCUGGGCGAUGAGGGGAGGAGGGGGAAGUUUGUGGACUUGGUGGAGGGGAUUUGCGAGUGGGAUAGAGAUACGAUUAGAGGGGUGGGGGAUGAGGAGAGGAAGGUAAGGUUGGAAAAUGUGUUGAGGGGGGUAGGGGAGAGGGACGUAGGGGGUAUGGAUUGGACGCCUAAUGAGGUUUCUUUAGAGGAGGUCAAUGAGGUGGUGGUGAGGGGGGGAAGUGAUCAUAUGGACAUUGAUUAGUUCCUUUCCUUGNAGGGGGUAUGGAUUGGACGCCUAAUGAGGUUUCUUUAGAGGAGGUCAAUGAGGUGGUGGUGAGGGGGGGAAGUGAUCAUAUGGACAUUGAUUAG
This is a messenger RNA of Hymenoscyphus albidus, 1525 nucleotides long. The record is from the annotation of a GenBank genome assembly. Lineage: Eukaryota; Fungi; Ascomycota; Leotiomycetes; Helotiales; Helotiaceae.